This is a messenger RNA of Misgurnus anguillicaudatus (oriental weatherfish), 4471 nucleotides long. It is a transcript of the gene ncapd2, whose product is annotated as non-SMC condensin I complex, subunit D2. Gene Ontology annotation, biological process: mitotic cell cycle; mitotic chromosome condensation; meiotic chromosome condensation. Lineage: Eukaryota; Metazoa; Chordata; Actinopteri; Cypriniformes; Cobitidae. The record is from RefSeq and is a predicted model, not a curated record. Gene Ontology annotation, cellular component: condensin complex; condensed chromosome, centromeric region; nucleus. Gene Ontology annotation, molecular function: histone binding.
GAUUCGCAACAGUUCAGUUUUUUUUUUAAGAAACUUGAAUUUUAAAAGCUUUUCGCUCUGACCGGAUGAGCGCGAGUGGGCGGGCAGAUGACGUACUUCCUUUGGCGCGCUAUGUGAAAUUCAAAGCUGCGGCUCCAACCGUUCAGGAUGUCGUGCGAUUUUAUUGUUCCGGUUUGUUUGGAUGAUCUCGUUAAGUCUGGAGCUGUUAACCAGUAUGUGGUUCAGGAUGUGUUGUCUGUUAAACAGCUCCCCUCUCACCUCAACAGUUUUAAAGCAGCACUCAGAAGUCAAGGGCCACUGUGUAUCCUGGAACAUUUUGACACAGCAUACAGUGUGCUAAAACAUUGUCGUACAGUUGAUGUGGCGGUCAAAGAAGAUGCUCUAGAACUGCUUAUUCAAGUGGUUCAAAGCCUGUCCGUCUCUCUGCCGACCAUCCUUCUGUCCGGCUCUUUGUCAGCUACGGACCGCAAACAACAGCUCAAUGCUGUGAAGAUGAGCGUUUUUCUCCUUUGCAAGCUCACAGAGAACCUUGAGAGUGACUCUUAUAGGGAGACAAUUGUGACGGCACCCAGCAAGGGUCGUAAGAAGGAUAAGGCUGCUGGGAAAGGUCUUCUGCAGUGGGAAAGUGAGAGAGAGACGGUUCUUCAGUGUUUGACUCAACUGCUGCAGCUGGACAUUCGGACGCUGUGGAGUCUGUCUCUUGUUGAGGAGGAGUUUGUAAGCUGUGUUACAUGCUGUUGCUAUAAACUCCUGGAAAAUCCCACCAUAAGCCACGUGAAGAGCAAAUCCACUAGAGAUGCCAUCAUCCAUGUGCUAGGAAUCAUGGUGAAGAAAUACAACCACAUGUUGGGUGCGUGUGUGAAAGUGAUUCAGCUCCUGCAACAUUUUGAGCAGCUGGCAUCAGUGUGUGCUCAGGCUGUGGCUGCCUGGAGCUCAGAAUAUGGAGUUAAGUCUAUCGUUGGAGAGAUCAUGAGAGAAAUCGGUCAGAAGUCGAGCGAGGAGCUGGCAAGAGAAGGUUCAGGUGUGAAGGCCUUCUCAAGCUUCCUGUCCGAACUUAGCACUCUGGUACCUGAAGCCAUGAUCCCAAACAUCAGUGUUCUGCUGACACACCUGGAGGGAGAGAGUCCGAGUUUACGUGUGGCCGUGUGCGAGGUUCUGGGUGAGGUGUUGGUUCGGGUUCUGACCGGCGAUAAGCUUGACGAUUCGGCUCGUGGGGAUCGAGAUCGAUUCCUGGACACGCUGCAGGAGCACAUCCACGACGCUCACUCCCAUGUCAGAGCUCGAGUGUUGCAGGUCUACGCGCGUAUCGUCAACAGCAAGGCCUUGCCGCUGUGCAGGUACACUGAAGUUAUGGAGCUGACCGUCGGUCGCCUUGGUGAUAAAUCUGUCCAUGUGUGUAAGAGUGCCAUCCAGCUGCUGGCUGCCUUCAUUGCCCACAAUCCUUACAGCUGCAAGUUGAGCAGUCUGGACCUUAAGAAGCCGCUGGAAAAGGAGACGGCUAAACUUAAAGAGAUGAGAGAAACAUUGAGAGAACCAGAGCCGGUCGCAGUGAUCACUGCAGCUGAUCUUUGGGAUGCUAUGAAGCCUGAGGUGGAAAUGACAGUGAAAGCUCAACUAGAGCCAAGCAGUGAGGAAGAGAGAGAGGAUGAUGAUGAUAAAGAAGAGGCAGGUGGAGAGGAAGAAAGAAGCGACAGAGAAACCGCUGUCCAAAUAGCACAGUUUCUCAGAGACAACAAAUACAGACAGGCAGUUGGUCUGUGCAUGCGGGCUUACUCUCGGUUUCCAGACUCUCCCUUCUUCUCGGCUUUGGCUGACCUAAACGCAGAAACCCUCAUUAACACGCUUGCAUCACUUUUUAAGGGUCCAGAACAUGAAACACCCGAGGCUGGUGCAAGUGAUGCUCCACCCACCCCAGAGAAAGAAGUAAAUGAGGGGAAAGAAAGUGAACUAAAGAAGCAGGAGAUGUUGGUUCAAUAUCUGAAAGACACAGAGAGCUUUGCCUUACAGGUGGAAAGAGCAAUCGCUGUCAUUAACAACAUGCUAUACUGGAAAACUACUACAGUUGUACAGGAGGCGGUGCAAUUUUGUGUCGCAGCUUUUGAAUUUAGCGUGGCUGACUCUGUGUGCGGGGUGAGAAAGAUGCUGCCGCUGGUCUGGUCCACUGAUGUCGCCGUCAAAGAUGCUGUCAUUCAAGCCUACAGACGCAUGUAUCUCAACCCACACGGUGACAAUACCAGGGCAAAGGCUCAGACUCUAGUGGACAGUCUGUCGGAGCUGAUGGUCGAUGCUUCAUUGGGCACCAUUCAGUGUCUGGAGGAAAUUGUGCAAGAGUUUUUCAGCACUGAGAGCGCCCUGCAGACGUCAGUAAUCCAGGUUUUGUGGGAGAGGUUUUCCGGUAAACGAGAGGUAUCGGCACUUCACAGGAGAGCUGCGGUCCUUUUGCUGGGCAUGGCGGCACGUGCGGAGAGGGAGGUGGUUCUCAGUAAUUUGGACACGCUUUGCUCUGUCGCUCUUGGAGAGAAGGUCGCAGAAGAUUAUCUCCUAGCUCGGGACACACUGGUCACCAUCGCUAAUAUAACCGACCACGUGAGGCAAUCCAAAGGUGCCCCCUUCAGGCUUCCUGUGGACCACCAUCUUUUCAGCUGUCUGUCACAGGCCAUUGCUGAUGGAGUGGUACAGUCAGACCCCCAUUGGCAGGCCUUCAUGGAACAAGCUGUCCGUCUCAUCUACUUCCUGGCUGAAUCUCCUGAUCAGCUGUGUUCCCGCCUCCUCCAGCGGUCUGCUCGCCUCUUAUUGGAGCAAGUGACAGAGGGCGGAGAGCCCAAUCAAUCACAAGUGCAGGAAGCUGGGUCUCAGGGCAAUGAAGAGCAAGUGAAUUGUGUGAGUCUGGCCCAGGUGUUGUCCCUCUGCGGAGCUGUGGCCUUCUGGCAGGUAUCUCACCUCGAGAGAAGCGUCAGCUCGGAGCUACGCAGAAGAAGAGGAGAGAAAGAAGAAAAGGAGGAGAAAGAGAAGGCACCUGCCAACAAGACAAAGGAGGCUAAUGACAGUUGCGUGGAGGAGGAACUCGGGCUGGUGGGCGCCUCUGCUGAGGACACGGAGGCGGAGUUCAUACGCAAGAUCUGUGAGACUGAAUUACUUGCCGAUGGGAACAUGCUGAGUGCAUUCCUGCCCCUGCUGGUGAAGGUUUGCAGCUCUCCGGGCAGAUAUUCUCAUCCUCAACUCACCACCGCCGCCUGUCUGGCUCUUUCUCAGUAUAUGAUGAUCAGUCCAGCUGUUUGUAACGACAACAUCCGUCUGCUGUUCACCGUGCUGGAGAAAUCUUCACUUCCAGUCGUAAGGGCCAACACCAUCGUUGCUCUUGGUGACCUAACAGUCCGCUUCCCCAACAUCCUAGAGCCGUGGACACCUAACCUUUAUGCCAGGCUGGGUGAUGAGAACGCAUCCGUGCGUCUGACCGCCAUCACAGUUCUGACCCAGCUGGUGCUAAAGGAUGUGAUGAAGGUCAAAGGUCAGGUCAGUGAGGUAGCGGUGCUGCUGCUGGACCCUGAGCCGCACAUCGCCAGCCUGGCUCUGAAUUUCUUCAAUGAGCUCUCCGCAAAGGACAACGCCAUCUAUAACCUGCUGCCGGACAUCAUCAGCCGAUUAUCCGAUCCAGAGAGAGGGAUGAAUGAGGAGAAUUUCAACACCAUCAUGAAGCAACUCUUCUCCUACAUCACUAAAGAGAGACAGACAGAAAGUUUAGUGGAGAAGCUCUGCCAGCGGUUCAGGACUGCAAAGACGGAGCGUCAAUGGGCAGAUCUGGCCGUGUCUCUGUCUCUCUUGUCGGUGUGUGAGCGAGGUUUUAAGAAGCUGCAGGAAUGCUGGGAUUGUUACAGUGAUAAACUCACUGAGUCGGGAGUCUAUCAACCCCUCCUGUCCAUCAUGGCCAAACUCCGUCGCAGAGCAAAACCACAGUUUAAGUCGCAGGUUGAGGACUUUGAAAAACGAUUGACGGCCGUUCACACGAAAGGGCUGGAGAACGUUGAGGGUGAAGAGAGGGAACAGCCGACAGAAGACACGCAGAGCCAAAACAUGCAAACACCACAAACACACAAAAAACGAAAAACCACACGAGGACGCGGUAAACCCAAGUUAGAUGACACUGAUCUUGUGACCCCGAAAACAACUCGUUCACGUCCUAAGCCUGUCAUUACCUUCACCAGUGAUGAAGAUGAGCAGGAAGAUGAUGCUGUCAUGGCUGAGAGUGAAACUCCUAAAGUAACAACGCCCAUUGCCCGCACACGACGCACUCGACUCAGACACUGAGCACUCUUUAUUUGUUUUUGUCAACUUUUAUCUCCUUGUUUUUAUGCAUAUAUCAUUUAAUCUGAUUUUAGACAGAAAACCUCUGUGACUGUUGUUGUCAUUUUAUAAAUGUUUUAUUUUCCUUAUUGUGUAUUUGUUUUUUAAUAAAAGAGGUUUUGAACCAUAA